UCCGCUGCAGAGGCGCGCCCGGGCACCGGCGCUCGCAAGGCUGCCAGCAGGGUUUCCCCCACAGCCUAAGGAACCGUCGCCCACCCGCGGCAGGGGCUUCGGCCUCCACAGGAAGAAGAGGCUGCGCGGCGGCGGGGCGAGGGAGUUUCUACAAUGGAGAAGAGGGAAGGAGAUAAUCACGCCAUUGAUCAGAAUGCAGGUCAGAGCAUCGUGCCACGAAGAAAUACAGGAAACCGUAGCAACUUGAGCGUGGAAAUGCAAGUCACCAAUCCACCAGAAGUAGCAGAACUUUUUAAUUUACAUCAAGCACACAAUUUUGCUGAGUUUGAACACUCUUCAGAGCAACACUGCAAGCAGGAUCUGUUCCCCAAGUGGCGCUUGCCAAUGAAGAUAGCAUCUGUGAUCUCAUUAGUAGCAUUUGUUUACAGUUCUAUGAGAGAUGUCAUAUAUCCUUUUAUAACUAGAAAGGAAAAUGUUUUCUAUAAAAUUCCAAUCCUUGUCAUAAACAAAGUUUUGCCAGUGGUUUCAAUCACCCUUUUAGCACUAGUGUAUUUGCCAGGAAUAUUAGCUGCUGGUUUCCAGCUGUACUUUGGCACAAAGUAUAAAAAGUUUCCCCCAUGGCUGGAUAGAUGGAUGUUGUCAAGGAAGCAAUUUGGACUUCUCAGUUUCUUCUUUGCUACAAUGCAUGCCUGCUAUAGCUUAUGCUAUCCAAUGAGAAGAUCAUACAGAUACAAGCUACUAAACUGGGCAUUCCAGCAGAUCAAACAAAAAAAAGAAAAUGCCUGGAUUGAACAUGAUGUUUGGAGAAUGGAGAUUUACGUGUCUCUGGGAAUUCUGGCACUUGCUUUGCUGGUCUUGUUGGCAAUAACAUCAAUCCCAUCUGUCAGUCACUCUUUGACCUGGAGAGAGUUCCAUUAUAUUCAGAGCAAGAUGGGAUAUUUAGCUCUACUGCUUUGCACUGUUCAUGCACUGGUGUUUGCUUGGAAUAAGUGGGUUGAUGUUAACCAAUUUAUCUGGUACACACCACCUUCGUUUAUGGUAGCAGUUUUUCUUCCUGUUGUAGUUCUGCUUUGUAAAUGCAUACUGUUCCUCCCAUGCUUUCGGAAGAGGAUAAAAAAGAUCAGAUGUGGUUGGGAAGCUAACACACAAACCAAUCAAACCAGUAUGACUUCCAGACUGUAGUUCAAAUAUGGACAUUUCCUGUCUAUGUAUGUAAAUCAAGGCCACGAAACAGUCACUCGUGAACUCCAUCUACCAUCUUUUCCAUGAAUGUUUCCUUUUCGCUUUUCCUUUCAACUUCAGCAAUAUGGGCUGCCUGAUGCACUUUGGACCUUUUCUAAGACAGAAAGUUGAAAGAUUCAUCUAUGCAGUGUUCUGUUAUUUGAUCAUUUCUUUCUGCUGACUCACUGCUUUUAAAAUCGAAAGGCUUCAAUGCCUCAACAUUAAUUGUUUCAUACUCAAAAGCAAUUAUAAAUCAUUGCUCCAGAUGACCACAGAAAGUAAAUAAAUUAUUACACCAUAAAACCCAGGAAUGCUUUCUGCUUCCAACAGCCAUGUUUGUUCCUUUGCUAAAUAUCAGUAUUGUAAUGGGACAACAAUUAGAGUAUUUAUCAUCGCAUUCCUUCUUAUUGCCUGUGUCCUAUGUUUCACUCUGCAGAAUGGGGACCUCAAACACAUGAAUCAGACAGAAACUGUAUUCCUACUAGGUCUUGAAUUUAGACAAUUGGGCAAGCAGAACUGCAAGCAGAACUUUACGAGGCUUGUGUAUAGCCCAAAACAAGAGUUUUUAGACUCAAAUCUACACCCUAUACAGGACUAGGCAUGUCUCUGUUUACAGAAAACAAUCAAACAUUUCUGAUUUUUUUAUUCUAUGAACAUGUUAUUUUGUUUCUGAUGCUGGAAAUUUUCCAUGCUUUUGACCUAAUCCUGCAGCCCUUGACAUAUACUAAACUUUAUUCACACAAAUUAUUCCAGUGGGAUAACUCACAUCAGGUAAAUGUGUUUUAGCAUUUACUCUAGGGCCAGCACAACUGUGUGAGUGGAAGACAAAUAUUAAAAUCUUGACAUUGAUUUGGUGAGAUUUUCAUGUAAAAUG
Molecule: messenger RNA, 2095 nt
Organism: Colius striatus (speckled mousebird)
Lineage: Eukaryota; Metazoa; Chordata; Aves; Coliiformes; Coliidae
Gene: STEAP1
Product: STEAP family member 1
Exons: 5
Coding region: 154-1182 (342 amino acids)
Cellular component (GO): plasma membrane; endosome
Source: RefSeq, a predicted model, not a curated record